Messenger RNA from Cylindrotheca closterium, 723 nucleotides. The record is from the annotation of a GenBank genome assembly. NCBI's taxonomy places the organism in Eukaryota, Bacillariophyta, Bacillariophyceae, Bacillariales, Bacillariaceae.
AUGUCUGCGUCUUCGCUUCCUCGAUCCCCUUCUCCGGCUUUUUGCGAAACAACCACAGAGAAAGAUGAUGAUCCGCAAGAUCCUUCGACUACUGACCAAGUCGUGUCGUCACAGCCAUCUCCUCCCUCACCUCCCAGUGAGGAAGCCGAACCUUACGAGGAACUACACUCUUCUAUCCAUCACGGCAAUAACAGCAAGUGUCGUAAUUUGACUCGAGCAUUGUGGCAGUCUUCUGCCUUGAUUGCCUACACUUGGUUCGUGUGCACUGUGGCAGUCGUCAUUACGGCUUUGAUAUCUCCACCUCAUCACCUUGCCUUGUUGGUAUACUCUGGACUCUCUAUGCUCCUGGCAACAUUGAUGAUGGUGGUCGAAGUAUAUCGCGAAGAUUUUUAUGGAAUUCAUCCAGUGUCUCCAAAGAUCAUUCCAAUGCUGUGGAAUCCAAGAUUUGGAAACUGUUGCAACUUUUGGAUCUAUUGCAGCAUGGUGCCACCCGCAUUGACUAUGACUGUCAUGAAGUUGGAGAUUUCUGUUCUCCUCUUUGUUGUUUUGAACCUAUUGCGCCUGUGCAUCGUGUUCCGAAAUCACUGGUGCCACGUGACUGACGUUGAUGAUGAUUCAACUUCGAUUCCCGAAACCAUACGAAUUUCAAUUGAGCCAACUGCAGAGGAUUCCCUGAGAGAGCCACUAUUGGCAAGUGAUGAUACCAGUGCAGAUAAUGUAUAG